UCCUGUUUUAGCAUACUGUUCUUUUUUCCGACAGAAAGGGGACAAACAAUGGCAACGUCGUCCAACGAUUUUGAGCUCUCCAUUCUCGUCGUAGGCUGUUAGAUUUUGUCGUCCACCCUCGUUCUUUUAAGUACCUUACUCCCCGAUCUCGAAUCCAAGAGUUCCACCUCAAUCUCCCCCGCUCCCCUCCUUCUAAACCACGGGGAGGAAGAGGAGAUAAUGGGCCCGCAAAUUUGAUUCAGGAAAAAACCAUUCCCCAUUCAUUUUGGCAUUUCCUCUCUCGAUGCUGGAUUUCGGGUUAUGUAAAGAUCGCGUCUUUGUUGGGUCUCUCGCCGAGUGUAUUGAAUUUGUUGCUUGAAGCUUUUCCCCCUCAAUUUGAUUGCAUACAUCAAAAUGAAGCAAUUGUGGUACUAAUUCGGGUUAUUAGAAUGAACAGGCCAGAUUCGGAUAAUAAAGGCAUGCCAAGGAGCAACAGCAUGCUUGAUUUGGAAAGUGGCGCAGGGAUUCUUACCGAUGAUGAUGAAUUCAGAGGUUAUGGAGGCAACAAGAGGCAUUCCAAGAGGAAGCUUGAUAGGUUGAGGAGUGGUUCGUUGGGGAACCGGUUAGGGCUUAAUUCGAUCGAGAGUGGUUCUGGGGAUGAGAACAAUGUCAAGGAGAAGAGUGGUAGUAGCAGGGUUGGUAUGGGGAAGGGAUCCAAGAAGCCUCCUAAACCACCUAGGCCACCAAGGGGACCAGCAUUGGAUGCUGCGGAUAUGAAGUACGUUAGGGAGAUCUCUGUGUUGUCGAAGGUCAAGCAUGCGAGGAUUGAGCAUAUGAGGUCGCUCAGGAGCAAGAGGGUGGAUGAUAAAAAGUCUCGGUCCUCCUCGUCGUCUUCUUCAUUGGGUGCGAACAUUCUUGCUAUGACGGUCACCGUUGGCUUCUUCGUCAUCGUUAUCUUCCAAGGCCUACGCUCCAGAUAAGAACUUCAUUUCCAGGCCUGUCCAAGCACAAUUUUUUUUUUUUUUAGAAACUGGCUCGUUGGAUUUCACAUGGAUACAUGUGGCCUCGAUCUUCCUCAGCAGCCUUACCAGCAGUAUGGAGUGAACUUUCAGAGUUACAAUUGGAGCUUAUUGGAGUGGGAAAAGGCGUCUUGGACUGCUUGUCUCGCAGGCAAGCUACAACUUAGAGAGAAACACUGAGAGUGCCUCCCAAGCAAACUAAUGUUCCCGUUGUACAUGGCAUUGUAUCAACUGAUUGGUGAAUGCUUUUAACAGUUUAACCCGACGUCAAACAAAUUAAUACUCAGAGCAUGACUUUUGUGAUCCCAUCUCGAAACAUCACUCAGAAUGAAAUAGUGUGAUAAUUGCAAGUUCAAUUGAUCAACGAAACAUCCAUAUAACAAGCUAUAAAACAGAAGAAAUGCAGGU
Messenger RNA from Linum tenue, 1406 nucleotides. Lineage: Eukaryota; Viridiplantae; Streptophyta; Magnoliopsida; Malpighiales; Linaceae. The record is from the annotation of a GenBank genome assembly.